CAACAUUUGAGACAAACUUGAGUUUUGUUUACAAAUUGUCUCCAAAAACAGCAUUUGUUUGACAUUUGGUUGCAUUGAUUGACAAAUCAGUUGUCAUUUGAAGACAUGUUUGAAAAGACAGUGAAGUUUCGGUCCAAACAUAAGUCCCAUUAUGAACCUAUGGAACCGUUUGGUGAUCGCAACACACCAUCACAGGAGGACGUGUCGGACAGGAAGGGUGUGUCGUCGGGCACUCGGAUCCCGUGGAGGGCCUUAUGUUUGGCGCUAUUCCUGAUGUUCUUCGGCACAGUUGUGAUCGUGGUAUCGGUUCUCACAUUAUUUGGGUUUAUAGUGAAUAUCCAACCAAAUGAUGGCCUCUUAGUGCUCACAUUCCUCGGGUUCUUGAUGUUCAUCCCCGGCUUCUAUCACAUCCGUAUUGCAUACUAUGCUUACCAUCGAUACGAUGGAUACAACUUCGAUGACAUUCCAGACUUUGAUUGAUUAGACGUUUACACAAAUAGACAAACAUUUAUCUAUUCAUGAAUUACUAGUCACUUAUCACUGAAUAUAACAUUAAUGAACGC
Messenger RNA from Oppiella nova, 563 nucleotides. NCBI's taxonomy places the organism in Eukaryota, Metazoa, Arthropoda, Arachnida, Sarcoptiformes, Oppiidae. The record is from the annotation of a GenBank genome assembly.